GACGGACAAGAUGAGGUCUUUGUGCAGCAAAGAAAUCUGCUUUUGGCCAAUCAAAUAUCGUUUCUGGGGAGAAGCCACAAACCACAAGUUCGACGGAAAGGAAGACGCAUUCUAGCUGGCGCAGGGUGGCAACAGUAAAAUUCAGGUACAUGUCGCUUGGACGAGAGGGGAUUCUGGUCCGACAAGGUCGCUCAUUUUGGACUUGAGGUAGACAGGUCGUUCCCAGGUUGACUCGUUGGCUGCCAGAAAAGUGCCGGCAUUGACCUCUGCGGCGAACGUUGCAGACUUCCAUAUCAGUGAAUCUUUUGUCAAAGUAUCUUUUGCCAGCUUUGUGAAGAUUCACGCAGCAACCUUAGAGGACAUUCCUAAAGUAGGCUGGACCUGUAGGGUUGCGCUCUUUAUUUCUCAGAGCGAAACAUGGCUGCCGCUGCGCGCUUGGAGGCAGCGGUCGCUAGUCACUCCUUUGCAACAGCUUCGUUGCAGCAGGGCACUGCAGGGGCUUGUUCGCAGGAGGGGUCAUGGGCGGUGCUGAGGGGCAUCCCGUCCUGCAGUCAAAAGCAGCAGGUGUCAAGUCCUGCUGCAAGCAGGCUCUGUAACAGGAAACAGAUUCCGGUCGAGCUUGCGCGGAAACAGCUGGGAGGGUCAAGGAGGAUAGGGCGCCGGCGAGCGGUCAGCGUGGCAGCAGAAGCAAAUGUGCAGCAGGAGGUGGUGAGCAAUGUCGAGGAGGUCCCCCUCAAAUCUGACAUGGGCGUCAGCUAUGAGCUUCUGAGGGACAAGCUUGCGGCGGGGGAGUGGGAGGAAGCAGACAACGAGACCCGGCGGUUAAUGUGCGUACUCGCCGGCGAAGGGGCGGUGAAGCGGAAGUGGGUCUACUUCACGGAAGUGCAGUUCAUCCCGGAAACGGACAUAGACACGAUCGACAGGCUCUGGAAGGCGUACAGCAAUGGCCGGUUUGGGUUUAGCGUGCAGAGGAAGAUCUGGACGGCGGCCAAGCGGUCAUGGAAGGUCUUCUUUGAGAAGAUUGGAUGGACCGUCGGGGAGCGCAGGGAUUACAGGAAGUUUCCGCUGGACUUCCUGUGGAAGUUGGAUGCAGAGACACCAACGGGCCACCUCCCGCUUACCAACGCGUUGCGAGGGACGCAGCUGCUAGAGGCCGUUCUGAAACACCCUGCAUUUGACUUUGUCGAUGAGGAGAUGAAGCUGACUGGGGACUCACUAUCGGACUACACUUCGAGCUCUGUGCCAAGUCCAUCUCUACCAAGCAAACCCGCAGAAGAGAGAACGAAUGCCCCUCUACCUGAGGCAUACAUGGCAGAUUUCAACUUCUAGAGUCCAAUGAACCGAGUCCCAGAACUAAAUUUGCAGAUUUUGUAUGGAAGACAAUUUGCAGAGCAUUGGCCACACCUCGUAGUGGAUUGCCUUGUCCAAUUUGGAAUCAGGUUUGCAGGUUGGCUGAGGUGUGUAUGAUGAGUAAUAGCAAGCCGCGAUCCAAGCUGCUUCUGCUACUACCGACCUUUUGAACGUUAUAGUUACGCGUCCUUAUAACAUGCAACGCAAUCACCCUCGAUAUGUGUCCACUCGAAUGCAGAAGGUCCAUGCGUUCCCAG
This is a messenger RNA of Klebsormidium nitens, 1607 nucleotides long. NCBI's taxonomy places the organism in Eukaryota, Viridiplantae, Streptophyta, Klebsormidiophyceae, Klebsormidiales, Klebsormidiaceae. The record is from the annotation of a GenBank genome assembly.